AUGCGGGUGUUGUUUUGGAAUAUCAAUGGAGUUGCACGUGAUGUAGCUCAAGAUAAACUAAAGGAGUUGAUUAGAGAUUUUAAACCUGAUAUUUUUGGUAUUGCUGAACCAAAAGUUCCCUGUUAUACUGGGUUCAGAUAUGGUUUGCUUAGAGAAGGUUAUUCUUCUCAUGUUAUUAAUAAUGCUUCUUCUUCUAGUAUUGCUAAUAUUUGGGUUUGUUAUUCAAAUACUCUUAAUCUUUCAAUUGUUAAUGUCAGUAAGCAGGCAAUAACGGUUGAGGUGGAUGGUGUUCAUGUUUGUUUUGUCCAUGCUAGCUAUAUUCAGGUUACUAGGAGGAGUCUUUGGCAGCAACUUGUUAGUUCUGGUGGUGGUAUUCCUUGGUUAGUCAUUGGGGAUUUUAACUGUAUUCUUCGUUUGGAUGAGAAGAAGGGUGGUCUUGAACCUAGAAGCUCAGCUAUUAAUGAGUUUUCAGAUUGGUUGGAUGACAACAGUCUUUUUGAAGCUGAUGCUUUGGGAAGUAAGUUCACUUGGACGAAUAGACAAUCAGUUUCUGACCAUUCUACUCUUUUGGGUUAUCCUUUUGCUGUUCCAAGACCCAAAAGAGCUCCUUUUCGAGUUCAAAAGAUGUGGUUCUUACAUUCUGAUUUCCUUCGUAUGGUUAGAGAUAGUUGGAAUAUGCCUAUUUCUGGGUCUUUUGAUUUUAUUUUCAGUAAAAAAUUAAAGAGACUAAAAGGAAUUAUCAAGGAAUGGAAUAUUCGUGUUUUUGGUAAUGUGCAUUCUAGGUUAAAGCAGGAUCAGUUGAGGUUUGAGGCAGCUGCUCUUCUUUCUGAUGAUAACCCGGAUGACAUUACUAAGCUAAAUAUUAUGAAGGAUGCUAUGGAUAAACUUAAUGAUACUCGUGCUCAGUUGAAUACUAUGCUUAAGCAGAAAUCUAGAAAUAAGUGGCUUGUGGAGGGUUCAAGUAACACUAAUUUCUUUCAUAAUAGCAUUAGAAUUCGUAGAAGUUCUAACACUAUCUCUGAACUUGUUGACAGUGCAGGCAAUACUAUUUCUGAUUAUGAGCUGCUUAGAAAUCAUUUUGUGCACUAUUAUGAGGACAAGUUUAAUGGGCCGGAGUUGGAGAUUGAUCCUAUCUUAUUUGACUAUGGUCAUAUUAGCAUCUCGGAGGAGGAAAGUUUAGCCAUGGACAGAAUUCCAUCUUCUGAGGAGAUUAAACAUGCAGUUUUUGAUCUAGGGGAAGACAGUGCUCCAGGGCCGGAUGGGUUUUCUGGAUGUUUCUAUAGACACUGCUGGGAUAUUAUUCAAGAUGAUUUAUUAAGAGCCGUUAUUUAUUGCUGGAAUUCUGGUCAUAUCCCAAAUGGGGUAAAUUCUAGUCUAAUUGUUUUGAUUCCCAAGGUAAGAGGUGCUAAUUCUCUUCGUAAUUUUCGUCCUAUUGGUCUCAGUAAUUUUUUCUUUAAAAUCUUUACUAAGAUCUUAGCUACUAGACUGGGGAGCGUUUUAGAUAAUCUUGUUUCUGAAGAACAUGUGGCUUUCAUGAAAGGGCGUAACAUCCAUGAAAACAUUAGUCUUGCUUCUGAGUUGAUUAAUGAUCUUCAUAUCAAUCGUAAGGAUGGUAAUUUGGGCCUUAAGCUUGAUAUCUCACAAGCUUUUGACACGGUCAGUUGGUUUUUUGUCUUGGAGGUUUUUCGUAGUCCGGAGGGUUUUUUCAAGAUUAAUAGAGGGUUACGUCAGGGAGAUCCUCUUUCUCCCUUGAUCUUUGUUUUGAUGGAAAAUGUCCUUAGCAGAAAUAUCACAAAGCUUUUUGCAGAGAAGAAGAUGUCUUACAUGGUAACUAGAGGUGGAAAUUUGCGGAGCAUUAAUAGUCUGGUGGAUCUGUUGGGUAAGUAUCAGCGUGCUUCGGGUCAAUCUGUUUGUCGCCAAAAGAGUAAAAUUUAUUAUGGUGGUGGUUCGUUGAGUAGACGUAAUUAUCUUGUUGAUUAUUUGGGUAUGAGUGUUGCUUCUUUCCCUGAUCGUUAUUUGGGUGUUCAAAUAAUGCCUGGUGCUGUUAGUACUUCUAAGAAGAAUUGGGAAGGUUAUCUUAAGGCUAAAUUUUUUAGUCGAAGAGGCUACAUUAAGACUUAUGGGGUGAAGUCUACCAUUCUUCCAGGCAUUAGAAGGGUUUAUAAAUAUGUGGAGGCUAACACUAAAGUUCUUCUUGGUGAUGGCAGGUCUACUUCUCUCUAUUAUGAUGUUUGGUAUGGAGAAAAAUGUUUUGCAGAGAUACUAGAUGAUUUUACUCUUGACAGAUUGGUUUUGGUGAGUGAUUGUUAUAGGGAUAACCAAUGGGUUUUCUCUGAAAAUCACUUGAACUGUUUAAUCGAGGCUGGUGUGGAUAUGCAUAAUCUUCCUUUGCCAAAUGGGGGUGAAGAUAAGAGAGUUUGGAUGCCAAAAUUUUCAGGUGAUUUUUCGGUAAGUUCUGCCAAGGAACUUAUUCGUCAGAAACAUGGUAGAUUCAAUGAAGCGUCUAUGCUGUGGAGGAAGGAAAUUCACCCUAAACUUGCGGCUCAAAACUGGAAAUUUAUUCGUGGUGCUUGUGCCACUUUGGAUAUCAUUCAAUCUAGGUUCAAAAUUAAUUUUGCUAACAAGUGUGUUCUGUGUGAAACUGAGGAAGAAUCUCUAGAACAUAUUCUUUUUCAUUGUUCUUUUGCAGCUCGUGCGUGGUCUUGGAUUUCUGGUAUCAUUGGUAUGUCAGCAAUUUUCAACAUUGUGGCUUCUUUCAAGGCAGCGAAGGGAAGAAGCUCAAUUGUCCGUGACUUGUGGCUGGUGGCGAACUUAGUAAUCAGUGUGGAAGAUAUGGUGCUGUUGGAUUACUUCCGUGUGUUUCAUAGAAGUGUUAGACACCAGCAGCCUAUUGAAGUGUUAUGGAAGCCUCCGGAUCUUAAUGAGAUUCUAAUUUGUUGUGAUGGAGCUGCGCGUGGGAAUCCAGGCAUUGCGGGAGCAGGAGUGGUGGCAAGAGACUCUAGCUGUGCAGUUCUUGGUGCUUUGAGUAUUGGUCUUGGAGUUACUACAAACUAUUUGGCGGAACUAUAUGCAAUUAUAAUUGGUAUGGAAUGA
This is a messenger RNA of Papaver somniferum (opium poppy), 3093 nucleotides long. RefSeq lists its product as uncharacterized. The transcript has 6 exons. The coding region runs from base 1 to 3093 and encodes 1030 amino acids. Gene Ontology annotation, molecular function: nucleic acid binding; RNA-DNA hybrid ribonuclease activity. NCBI's taxonomy places the organism in Eukaryota, Viridiplantae, Streptophyta, Magnoliopsida, Ranunculales, Papaveraceae. The record is from RefSeq and is a predicted model, not a curated record.